Messenger RNA from Podarcis raffonei (Aeolian wall lizard), 2531 nucleotides. RefSeq names its product transmembrane protein 82 (gene TMEM82). NCBI's taxonomy places the organism in Eukaryota, Metazoa, Chordata, Lepidosauria, Squamata, Lacertidae. The record is from RefSeq and is a predicted model, not a curated record.
UCUCCCCAAGCAGAAAUGGUUGUGCAAGGGCUCUGGCUGAGCGGCCUCCUCCCCAGGAGGGGCCAAGAGGCAGCAAUGAUUUACCAGAGCAGCAGCAACACAAGCACAAGGUCCCUGGGCUCUCGCCAGCCUUCCAACAGCAGACCUUUGAGCCUGCAGCCGGGAAGAGGAAGGCCAGACCCACCCUCCCCCUGCCACCGCACCAACAUGCUUUCCAGUCUCUACUCCUACCUGCUCUCCUGGCUGCCCGCCUUCCCCAGCCUGGCCUGGGGCUCCGAUCUGGUGGACUCCGUCUUGCAGGGGCUGGUGGGUGCCUGUGCCGUCUCCAUCCUGGGCAGCCUGAUGAAGAUUUACAUCUACAUCAACUGUUUGAACGACCCCGACCGGCAGAAGGAGAAGGAGAUCAUCCGCAACCAGUGGCCACUGCUGGACCAGCUGCAUCUCCUGGUGCUGACCGGGACCUUCACGGUGGUCGGCUAUCGUGUGGCUGCCUUGGUGGUGCUGGAGUUCUCCCUUCGGGCCAUCUCCACCGUCCUCUCCCUUGACAAGGGGGUGCACAGCAGCCAGCUCUACCUCCUCUGCCAGUACUCCCUGGGCUGCGGCAUCUCCUGCAGCCUCAGUUACCUCCAGGAGGGGGCGCCCCACCGCACCUGGAACCUGCUCCUCAGCGUCGGCCUGGCAGGACUCUUAACUUACUAUGUCUGGCGCCUGACGCGCCACAUCUUCACCAUGUACGAGCUCCACUGCAAGGAGCGCUACUGCGGGGCCUGCCUCUUCCUCCUGACCACCUGGCACGGCAUCCCUCGCCUCCUCUGCAACGCCCUCAAGGUCACCUUCGUGGUGGCCGACCUGGCGGCGGUGGCCCUGAUCAACCGGGACUUCCUCACCACCUCAGAGGCCAUCCGCUUCUGGACCCCGCUCACCAUCUGCUACACGCUGCUUGUCAUCUACAUGCAAGAAGAGCAACGGCAGAACCCCACAGAGCAGAUGGCCUACCAGACGGUCUUUGUCAGGAUGGGGGGCCUCCUGAUCUUGCUGAUGACCGUUGGCCGGUGGAUGGACAUUGUGAACGUCCUUGUUUCACUGGUGGGGGAGAUCUGGUGCCUGAUGCGGGCGGGAAUUAUACUGGAUAUCUGCAGGAAGCAGGAUUAUUCUCAAAGGUUCUCGCCCUCAGCUUCUGCCUCCCGAAAGCCCUCAAGACACUACAAAGACCCUUCAAAAUCCCACUCUGCAACGGCAACAUCCUGAAACACAGCACGGGCUCUGGAGGAGGCUGAUAGGAGCCACUGACUGCAGGCCCAAUGUGGGGAAAUCCUAGGGGCUGGAUUUCAUCCCAAUGCUUGAUUUCAUCUGAUCCACUGUACUCUGGACUCUCUGGGCCCCGCAUUGGAUGUGGGAUACAUAUUUCAUGCCUGUCACUUUACUAAAUGGUGACUUAUUUAUUUCUGUGCUAGUUGUUGCCUUGCCCAACUGCAUUUCCCCACCCCAUUAAUUGCAACCCCCCUACCCCCCAAUUUAAGCUAUCUCCUCUCUUGAACAAACAGCCAACCCUUUUUAAAGUCAGCCUGCUAUGGGAAUGCCACCAAAAGAACACAUACUGAACACACAGGGGCUGGUAGGUGGACAGAUUGCACCAAGGGAUGAUGUGCUUCAUGUAUGUGUGUUGCAGGGGGUGCUGAAAAUGUCCCCCCUUUGUCUUAAAUAAACACUAAAGUACUGUGCUGAUAGCUAAGGAAAGAGCUGGUGUGCCUAGGGAGCAAAGGCUUCUGAUAAAAACUGGAAUAAAGCGGAUUUCUAUUUUGAGUUUGACCAAACUGCAGGAGGCAGUGGAAGACAGAAGUGCCUGGCAUGCUCUGGUCCAUCGGCUCAUGAAGAGUCGGACACGACUAAACAACAACAAAUAUUUAUGUGAAACUCUGGAGUCUUUUUCAUGCUCUCUGCACGCCCCACAUUCCUAAAUAAAGUUGUCCCCCCCCCAGCCCUUUUUCUCAUCCGUCAUUCCUCCUGCAUCUUCCUAUGUGUGUCGUUUCAAUUGUUUGCUGAAGACGCACCUUUUUCCCUGGCCUUUGACACCUCAGCUCAAUAGAUCAAUAGAUGUGUGUGUUCAGGAUCCACCCUAUUCGCAUGACAGUAGUAAUUUGUUUUAAACUGUUUUUAAAUUCCUGUAACCUGACCUGGAUCCUGACAGUGAGCAGCAGGUAGGAAAUUGAGAUGAUGAGAAUAAUAAACCAUUAACAAUAACAUUCAUGCAUCAAAAAUGAGUCUUGGAGCAGCUGAAAAACUAUGGGAUUAUAUUAUGGAAAUAAGAUUUUUUGUAGAUCAGAGUCCAAUGUGCGAAAUGUUGCCUGUGGUUGGAGUCGCUUUGCUGUUGAGUGGUUUUGGGGUUUUUUUGGCAUUUAAUUUCCCUCUCCUCAGAGUUUACUGUCUCCUUCUCCACACUCAGACGCUACUGAAUAGACCCAGGUACUAUGCUUGCUAAGGUUCUCACUUUCUGUAUCUGCUUAUUCCAUAAUACAUUUGGUAGCCGACAA